Messenger RNA from Poecilia latipinna (sailfin molly), 2072 nucleotides. RefSeq names its product mitochondrial antiviral signaling protein (gene mavs). The record is from RefSeq and is a predicted model, not a curated record. NCBI's taxonomy places the organism in Eukaryota, Metazoa, Chordata, Actinopteri, Cyprinodontiformes, Poeciliidae. The transcript has 5 exons. The coding region runs from base 109 to 1782 and encodes 557 amino acids.
CAUACAGCCGCGCAGACGUGUGAGCAGGUCGCAGCUCAGGAAGAGUCAGUGACAGCAGGAACAGCUACUGUGAACUGGUGACAAAUUAGAGUGUGUUGAGCAAGCAAGAUGUCUUUUGCCAGGGAUCGACUUUAUAAUGGCUAUUUGCGACAGAAUAUGCCGGCCAUUGUUAGCAGGGUGAAAGUGAGAGAAAUAGUACCGUACCUCCCCUGCCUGACGAGUCAUGACAGGGAAAACAUAGAGGCCAAACGGGAAACAUCUGGGAAUUUCAAUGCCAUGGUGCUUCUCCUGGACUGUCUGAAGAGGAGGGAGAACUGGCCGGAGCAGUUCAUCCAGGCGCUGGAGGCUUGUGAGCACCCAAACCUCGCAGCUGAGAUCCAAACAGAAUACGACUCCCUGCUACGGGGUAGCAAUCCCAGCUCAGGCUCGGCUGCAGCUACCGUGGUCAGGGCUCAUGUCCACCCGGCUCCAGCCGCCAGCCAGCUGCCCGUCUCUGAGAGCGUUGCAGAUGUUCAGCCGGCUCCCCCCGAGCCAGCCUCUCAGGCCCCGGCUCCUGUCCACGCUGCUGCACAAAAUCUCCUGCCCGAUAAACAAAAUCUUGACCCUCAGAUGGCAGCCGAUUCUCUACCUGAACCCAUCUCUGAGCUGCCCGCUCAGGAUGAGCUUCCACGUCUUCCGUCUACUCCACCCCCAUCUCCUGAGAUCCAGCAUGCAACCGAGGGAAAACAUGCUCCCCACCAGGAGCCAGAAGAAAACUUAGAGUCUGAUAUCCAGGAUCCUUCUGGUGAUACCAGCGCAGGGAGGAAAGAAGCUGGCGCCGCUGUCGUCGUGGCCGCUGCUGUUGCCAUGGUGACCUCCUCUCAGGAUCAGCAACAGCAGCAACAUCCGGUCCCUCAAAGUGGAGCUGAUCAUCUCCAAACAGCAGCCGCCACAAAGCCGAGUCCGUCUUUAACAUCGGUCAGCUCUGAUGUGUCUGAUGGGUCAUCUGUGCUAACUCUGACUCCAGAGAAACAUCCAGUCCAGGACACGACCCCACCAGCACACAAGAUUCCUCUGCAGCCCCAGAUGAGCGCUGAACAUACAGCUGCUCAGGCUGUUAAAAGUAGACCGCAGACUGACUCUUCUUCUCCUGAGCCGUUUGCCAACAAGAGAAACGUCUUUCAUCAAGACGCCGAUGAUAACUCGGUGUGCCUGAGCAAACCUAGUCAGCUCGUCAGCAUCCAGCCAGUUAAUCACCCCAGUCCUUCAGUCCAGCCGCAGAGCUCCUUGCUGCAGCCUUACUCCGGCGACAGUGCCCGACUGGAACUAAGUGACCCUUCGUCAGACCUUCCUUCCUGCACUGCUCAAGUUGAGAAGCCCGAUUCAGCAGAACCGCGUCAGGAGAACGUGAUUGUUCCAGACCACAGUGAACCAGAGGAGAACCACUACGAGUCUCCAAACCAGAGCUUCGACGUGGCAGAGAAUGUGGUUCACGUAGCAGAGAUGCCAUCCAUCCUCAAUUGUGACGGCCAAGCUCCAGAGCCACAACUUCAAAUCGUCAAUGGAGAACCGGUCAAAGGAAGCUUUUCUGCAAGCGUCAACACUGCAGAUGAGACUGCGUCGAGUUUUAACAGCCUCCACAGCGAGAGCUACACUCCCAUCGAGUCAAAGCCUCUGCCCAAUUCAGAGAAAACCACUCCUCCCAACCCCAGCGACGGCCAAUCCACGACAAGAAAGUACAUUCUGAUCGGAGCUGGAGUGGGGGCCUGCGCUCUAUUGAUGGCGUUGAAGUUUAAGCAUUGAGGGGGUAAGGAUAGAGACUGGGAAUCGUCAUGGUGUCUAUUGUAAUCCUUGUACUGAGAGGGCACAGGACAGACGUUUAAUAAUUACCCAUAGUAACGAAAGCUACCAUGCCAGACCUUUGAUUAUGUCAUUAAUUCAUAUCUGUUGUUGGUGUUCAGCAAUGAAUGACUUUGACUUUGGAAUAAUAAAAAAAACAAAUCCAAACUCUUGACAUCAGCUGUGACACUUCAGUGAGGUGAGGUGGCAUCUCAGGUUAUUUCAAAUGUGGGUUUUUAUAAAGGUACCUGAUG